CGGGCGGUUGCUGUCGCGUACGCGGGGGCGGUGUCCGGAGGCGGUCGCGGUGCUCGGGCGCGCGGGGAGAUGCCGGGAGGAGGCCGCUGCCCCGACUGCGGCUCCACCGAGCUCGUGGAAGACGCGCACUAUGCGCAGAGCCAGCUGGUGUGCUCCGAGUGCGGCUGCGUGGUCAGCGAGGGGGUCCUGACCACCACCUUCAGCGACGAGGGCAACCUCCGAGCAGUAACAUAUUCCCAAAGCACAGGGGAAAAUGAACAAGUUAGUCGCAGCAAGCAACGAGGUCUCCGCCGAGUGAGAGACCUUUGUCGAGUUCUGCAGUUGCCACCAACAUUUGAGGACACAGCAGUUGCCUACUACCAACAGGCAUACCAGCACUCUGGCAUCCGAGCUGCCCGGCUUCAAAAAAAGGAGGUGUUGGUUGGGUGCUGUGUUUUAAUCACCUGCCGGCAGCAUAACUGGCCCCUAACCAUGGGAACCAUCUGCACCCUGUUGUAUGCAGAUUUGGAUGUGUUUUCUGGCACAUACAUGCAGAUAGUGAAGCUCCUGGGGCUGGAUGUGCCAUCUCUGUGCUUGGCAGAACUGGUGAAGACCUAUUGUAGCAGCUUCAAACUGUUCCAGGCUUCCUCCUCUGUGCUGGCCAAAUACGUGGAAGACAAAGAAAAGAUGCUGUCACGAACAUUACAGUUGGUGGAGCUGGCAAAUGAGACGUGGCUGGUGACGGGGCGGCAUCCCUUGCCUGUCAUCACUGCUGCUGCUUUCCUGGCUUGGCAGUCACUGAAGCCUUCAGAUCGGCUGACAUGUUCCCUUGCCCGAUUUUGUAAAUUGGCAAAUGUGGACCUGCCCUGCCCUGCUGCCUCCCGCCUGCAGGAGCUGCUGGCUGUGCUGCUGCGGAUGGCUGAGCAGCUGGCUUGGUUGCAGGUUCUAAAACUUGACAAACGGUCUGUGGUGAAGCACAUCGGUGACCUUCUUCAGCACCGCCACAUGCUGGUCCGCAAGGCCUUUCGGGAUGGAAAAGUAGAAAUGGAGACCCAAGGGAAGGAGGGGCAGGGGCAAGGACAGGGAGAAGAGGAGGCAGGGAAUUGUUCCUUAGAUUUGCCCAAGCAGAAGCGACCAGCCAGUCCUGCCCUUCUCCUCCCACCCUGCAUGUUGAAGCCCCCAAAGCGGAUCCAUCCCACACCCCCUGUCUCCUUGGUCACCGGAGACGAGGACAUUUCUGAUAGUGAAAUAGAGCAGUAUUUGCGUACCCCUCAGGAAAUUAGGGAUUUUCAGAGAGCCCAAGCUGCUAGACAGGCUGCCACAAGUGUCCCUAACCCUCCUUGAUGGACAUCCAUUGGGGGCACAUAACCUCAUUUGGACAGGAGCUAGGAAGUAAGUGUGGACGAGUCCUUAUGUGUUAUCUUGUUUGAAGGAACCAAGGGGAGCUCUGUCUUAGCUGGACCCUGGGUCCUGGGGUCGAUGCCAGAAGCAGUGCAGGGAUCACUGCGGGUAGGAGAGGGUCCCAUCCCUUGGUGCCUGCCGGAGAGCAAGUUGCAUGUAUUCGUGUUCUUUCGGAUAGCUCUCCUCUUAGACUGUUGGGAAAGUAUCAGGCUCCCCCUGGCUCCUAGUUUGAGUGGGACACACUGCUGCUGACGCUUCUUUAGGUCUGACGGGGCUUCCCUGCUGCUUGUGGAGCAGUUGGCUUCCCAGUCAACCCUCAGAGGAGCAGGAACUGGGGAAUUCUUGGCCCUGUGUCCAUUUACAGGCAGUAGAUUUGUGUGCAUGGUGUCAUGAAAUCCUCUUAUCAUAGCAACAAAAAGACCGUGGGUGGACUAAGGCUAAAGCCCAAAGGGGUUUGCAAAUUUUUAAUAUAUUAAAACAAGAGGCAUCUGCGAGAAAACACUCUAUUGUAUAAAACUUGAGCUUUUAAAAACA
Molecule: messenger RNA, 1914 nt
Organism: Galeopterus variegatus (Sunda flying lemur)
Lineage: Eukaryota; Metazoa; Chordata; Mammalia; Dermoptera; Cynocephalidae
Gene: BRF2
Product: BRF2, RNA polymerase III transcription initiation factor 50 kDa subunit
Exons: 4
Coding region: 70-1323 (417 amino acids)
Biological process (GO): transcription preinitiation complex assembly; transcription initiation at RNA polymerase II promoter
Cellular component (GO): nucleus; transcription preinitiation complex
Molecular function (GO): TBP-class protein binding; RNA polymerase II general transcription initiation factor activity
Source: RefSeq, a predicted model, not a curated record